Molecule: messenger RNA, 804 nt
Organism: Uloborus diversus
Lineage: Eukaryota; Metazoa; Arthropoda; Arachnida; Araneae; Uloboridae
Gene: mRpL48
Product: 39S ribosomal protein L48, mitochondrial-like
Exons: 5
Coding region: 224-790 (188 amino acids)
Cellular component (GO): mitochondrial ribosome
Source: RefSeq, a predicted model, not a curated record
CGUAUCAUUGGAGUAAACAAAUAAUAAGCGUUUACCGCUCCGUUACUGAUUCACAUGUGUUUGGAAAAAGCAAAAAUCUACAUUUUUAGAAUUCUAGUGCAAUUUUAAGCGAGUUAUCACCGACGGAUCUCUUCCAAUUUCUUGAUUUGUGAAUGCAUUUUAAUACUUAGUUAAAAUGUAUUACAUUUAAUUUUAAUGUAAACAUUAACUAGUCAAAGUCAUCAUGUUUCAGUUAUUGCAUCAUGUUUUCAAAACCUCUGCAUUUAAGAAAAGUCUAUUUUGUGUGAAGUCCUCUCAACAAAAGUUUUCUACCACUUUGGUUGUUUCAAAAUAUGUUGAUGAACCUGACUACCUAAAAUAUACUAAGCCCCAAGUUCCUGUAUAUAAUUUGCUGAAUAUUCAGAUGAAAUGUUACGACUUUACUGUUCUUGAACAUUAUGCUAAACAUGUCCACAAGGUUGCUCUUAAUAUGGAUAUUGAUGUGAUUGAUGCAUGGGCUACACCGCAUGAAGCAUGGAAAAUUACCAACAAAGAAACUGGUACAACUAAAGUCACAACAGAAUAUUUGUUAAAUAUGUAUGAAAGAAAUAUACAGGUGAAAAAUUUAGCAGCGUAUUCAGCUCCUCUGUUUUUUGAAGUGAUACAGUCAUCUCUGCCAGUUGGGCUUUCUGUGAGCAUUCAUCCACACGAGGAUAAGUACCAAGAAAUUAGAUAUAUACCAGACUUUGAAUUGAUCAGUCUGAAGACAUUGUUAAAAGAAUUAACAGAAACUGAUCCAGUGAAGAAAUAAUUUAUUAGUCAACA